Messenger RNA from Populus euphratica (Euphrates poplar), 3164 nucleotides. RefSeq names its product NIMA-related kinase 4 (gene NEK4). Gene Ontology annotation, molecular function: ATP binding; protein serine/threonine kinase activity. Bases 865 to 2694 code for a protein of 609 amino acids. The transcript is spliced from 14 exons. NCBI's taxonomy places the organism in Eukaryota, Viridiplantae, Streptophyta, Magnoliopsida, Malpighiales, Salicaceae. Gene Ontology annotation, biological process: protein phosphorylation. The record is from RefSeq and is a predicted model, not a curated record.
UUCGAUUACUUUAAUAAUUUUCUGUGGUUGGUGUUUCAGUUUCUCAUAAUCUGAAUCCCUUAGAAGCUUGUCGGUGGAUUAUUACCUUAUUCGGAUGCUAAGUUGCAAAAAAUCAUUACGAAUUUCUCAGCUUUUUUUUUUGGUUGGUAGCUGUAUGUGAUGGAGUUCUUGUGUAUCAUUAAUUUUUAUCUAGUAAUUAGAAGCUGCAUUUUCGGUUUGGUGAGCUAUAAAAGCAUGCCUAUGAUGGUGUAACUGUGUGCUUGCGUGUUAAUGGAUUGACUUGCACUUGCAUUUCCUUUGGCUAGGUGUAGGGUUUUAGUAUUACAAUCUAUGAAUUGUUGGAUUGUGUACUUGGGGGAAAACUAAAACCCUAGAAAACAUGCCAACCCCAAUUGUAAUAACGCAUGUGUGUUCAAGUGCAUUGAUUCUUGAAGCAUUACGUGCUGUCUUGAGCUAAGUAAUUUGGCUUCAAGUAUUUGCCACCUUGUGUGGGGCUUACUGUGGCUUUUAUUUUGCUUCCGUCCCUGUAACAACCAGAGGAGUUUGGUUGGUUGGUUCUAUGGUGUGCAGUCGAAGUUUUAUUUUAUCCAAGAUUACUAUCUGAUGAAAAUUUGAAAUGGUGGAUUUCUUUUUAUUACUUUUUGUAUGUUAGUUGCUUUGCAGAUCUUAUUUUACUGUUUAGUUGUUGUUGAUAAUUUUAUAGAUAUACUUACUGCCAUAAUUUAUCGUGUUAUCUUGCUUUUCUGUUUCCGGGGCAUCAUCGCUGUAGCUAAUAUUAUUUCGUGAAUAAUUGGUGCGUCGCCGUGCUAAAUAGUAAGACUAUUUGGAAGACUCUGAAGGGAGGUGGGUUUCACAGAACUAGCCAUGGAGCAGUAUGAAAUUCUGGAGCAGAUUGGGAAAGGUUCCUUUGGCUCAGCUCUUCUUGUGAGGCAUAAACAUGAAAAAAAGAAAUAUGUGCUGAAGAAAAUUCGUCUUGCUCGUCAGACUGAUAGAACUCGCAGGUCUGCCUACCAGGAGAUGGAGCUUAUUUCUAAAGCAAGUAAUCCCUUUAUUGUGGAAUACAAAGAUUCCUGGGUAGAAAAGGGCUGCUAUGUGUGCAUCAUUAUAGGAUACUGUGAGGGUGGAGACAUGGCUGAAGCUAUAAAAAAGGCCAAUGGUGUUCAUUUUUCUGAAGAGAAACUUUGCAAGUGGCUAGUUCAACUCCUGAUGGCUCUUGAUUACUUGCAUGCUAACCACAUUCUUCAUCGUGAUGUCAAAUGUUCAAAUAUAUUUUUGACAAAAGAUCAAGAUAUUCGACUAGGUGAUUUUGGUCUUGCUAAAAUGUUAACUUCAGAUGACCUUGCUUCUUCUGUUGUGGGAACUCCCAGUUACAUGUGCCCUGAGCUUCUUGCUGAUAUUCCCUAUGGUUCCAAGUCAGAUAUUUGGUCUUUAGGAUGCUGCAUAUACGAGAUGGCAGCUCACAAGUCUGCAUUUAAAGCUUUUGAUAUUCAAGCACUGAUUAACAAAAUAAAUAAGUCCAUAGUGGCUCCUCUUCCUACUGUGUACUCUGGUCCCUUACGGGGGCUGAUUAAAAGCAUGCUGCGAAAGAAUCCAGAGCUUCGACCAAGUGCUGCAGAGUUGCUUGGUCACCCACAUCUUCAACCUUACCUUCUUAAGAUUCAUUUAAAGUUGAAUGGCCCGAGACAGAAUACUUUCCCUGUCGAAUGGUCUGAUUCCACCUUCAUAAAGAAAGCUAGUUUUGUGGAUCCACAAGCUGUUUCCAGUUUUACUGCCAGAGAAAAAAGGCGAUCAUUCAACAAUGACAGGGCUUUGAAUCCUAGCAUAUCAGGAACUGAACAAGACUCCCACCAUUCUUCUCAAAGAGAUCAGGAAUCCCCAGCCCCAAUUUAUUUGAACCAAAGGUUCACUGAAUUAUCUGUCGGUGUUGUCCAUGAAGAAUUUGGUAAUACGGCAGCAAAGUUCUCAACAUAUGCCAGAACCCCAAGAUUGAUGCCCUCAAAAAUUUCUGCUACUCCUAGAAGGCAGUCAACACCAUCCAAGAUAUCAUAUACCACUUCAAAGCGUGAUUCGCUUCCAGUUUCAUCUACUACAGUGAGCAAAUCUUCCCAUACUGCACGCAGAGCAUCUCUUCCAUUUCCAACGAGAGCUGCAGCAGCAGGAACCCAUUAUAAGGCCAGUCAUGGUCUUCUUCAUAGCAUGGAUUCUCCAAACGUUUCUGUGAAUGCUCCACGAAUUGACAAGAUCGCAGAAUUUCCAUUAGCCUCUUCUGAAGAUCCUUUGAUUCCCAUCCAUGGAACGUCAACUUCAGCACAAUUCUCUUCAUCGCCCUACAGCGUGGACUGCUCAAUCACAAAGGACAAGUGUACAGUUCAGGUUCUAGAGAGAGCUAUAUCCAAGCACCGUGUAACCGAUGCUUGCCAGCGAAUUGGAAGUGAAUGCUCAGAGCAUAAUCCAACAAGUGGUGUUUCAAGCCGUUCUUCCUCAGACUCUAGACAGCAGCGCCGGUUUGACACCUCGUCAUACCAACAGCGUGCCGAGGCUUUAGAAGGAUUGCUUGAGUUUAGUGCGCGCCUUUUGCAACAAGAACGGUUUUCAGAGCUUGGGGUGUUGUUAAAACCAUUUGGGCCCGAGAAGGUUUCUCCAAGGGAGACUGCCAUUUGGUUGGCUAAGAGCUUCAAAGAAACUGCAGUCUAGGAAGAAACAUGAAACAAGUUGUCUUUCCUUGUCAACACACGCGUAUAACUUUGUAUUCCCAUAGAAAAUUAGUCUCAAACUCUCAAGCCUUCACACUCGAAGGUGCUUAGAUGCAAAUAAGGUGUGCGUAUUGAUCUCUCACGGGAGAGCUGUUUUUGAACUUGAAAGUUUUACAAGAACGAUGAAGAGGGAAGUUUUGGAGCAGGCAUCCAAUUGACCUCUUGCCUUCCGAUGAUUCGGCCACCGUGGUGUAUAGGUGUAACAAGUAGAGGCUUUUGGUCCAAACGGAAGCCAGAUUUCUAGAAGCUUGUAAUUUUAGAUAUAAACACUGUUUUUUUGCUUUGUGCUUGAGAAAUGUCACGUUCCCCGUAACGUGAUGUUUCUCAAGGGAGUGACUAUUAUAGUUAACACGUGUUCUUCAAGUUUAACAAGACCACUUUCCCUUGGUUUAAAUAAUUUAUUCAGAGAAA